Molecule: messenger RNA, 1523 nt
Organism: Chiloscyllium plagiosum (whitespotted bambooshark)
Lineage: Eukaryota; Metazoa; Chordata; Chondrichthyes; Orectolobiformes; Hemiscylliidae
Product: P2Y purinoceptor 4-like
Biological process (GO): G protein-coupled receptor signaling pathway
Cellular component (GO): plasma membrane
Molecular function (GO): G protein-coupled receptor activity
Source: RefSeq, a predicted model, not a curated record
GAUCCAAAUUUAGUUGAGAGACUCAGGUGCUCAAGAUGGAUAAUACGACCUUCGCUGCUGCCCACUGGGAAGGGGAAUCCAAUAACACAACGGCGAGUCAUCCCUGUAAACCUGAGGAGCUUGGCACAUUCAUUCCAAUUUUUCUGAGUGUGGUCUUUUCAGUGGGUUUCAUUCUGAACAGCAUCAGCCUAUGGAUCUUUUGGUUUGGAAUCAAGAGAUGGAGUGGUGGAAUGAUCCUGCAGUUCAACCUGGCUUUAGCAGAUGCCAUUAUAACGCCUGCAGCACCAUUCAUGAUUGCCUACUUCUCACUUUCACACUGGCCCUUUGGACAAUUUCUCUGUCAACUGAAGGUUUUCUUAUUGAGCACCAACAUGUACGGCAGUAUCUAUUUUCUCACCCUGAUUAGCAUCCACCGGUACAUUUCUGUUGUGCACUGUACAAAGAAAACUAUCCUGAAGGAAGAGAAGUUUAUAAAGAUUGUUUGUACAGGAGUCUGGGUCCUUCUAUUUGCUCAAGGGUUUCCAUUCUUUUUUGUCCUUAAAACCACUGAAAUGUACAAUGCCACUCAGUGUUUGAACAUGCAUCAGGACGACCUGAUAGUUUUGUACUUUGUGUGGAACACAGUAAUUUUAUGCACUGGGUACAUCAUUCCAUUUUUUGUCUCCAUCAUUUGCUAUGGUUUACUUGCCAGCUUCAUUGUAAAAUUGAACCCCAAUCAACUUAAGAGCAAACAUAUGAAAGUGAAAUCCAUGCAAAUGAUUUUAGUGUCCCUAACAAUUUUUAUAAUCUGCUUUCUGCCUGUACAUGUAUCCCGAACAUUUGGAAUUUCACUAAAGUUCUUUUAUCUUGAUCAGUGUCAAACACUGGGCAUUAUUGAGCUUAUUUAUUACAAAUGUUUAGCACUGUCAAGCUUAAAUUGUUGCCUGGAUCCUUUGCUGUACUUUUUUUCUUCAAAGAAAUUCAAGGAAUCAAUAAGAAAUUUUCUAAGUUCUAUAAAAUGUUGGAAUAAGAAACAGAACUGAGAAAUAAAAGCAAAAACUGUUAGAUAUACCCAACUGGCAGGUAGUGUCUGUGGAGUGAAACAGAGUUAACAUUUCAGGUUCAUGACCUUUCAUCAGAACAGUGGGGAUAAAGGGAAAAAGGUUGUAAUUCCUUAACCCGACAUAGCUCUUAUCCAGCAAUCUUAUGGCAUUUUACUGUGUGGAAGGGAGAUUUCCAGAUAUUUAAAUGUUGUAAAGUCAGUCUAAACUGGAGGUUGUAAAGGUUGUAAAGUGCCUAGUCUGAAGAUGAGAUGUCGCUCCUUCAGUUUGCGCCCUGACACAUUGCAGCAUGCUGAGGAUAGACAAGCGGACAUGAAAGCAGGACGCUGCGUUACAAUGACCAGCUAUGGGAGGGUCAGGGUCAUACUUGCACUUAGGGCCGGAGGUGUCCUGCAAAGGGGGGGAUGUUGGUGGUCAAAGAAUGACUAGGGUGUCCCACAGGGAAUGAUCCCUGUGAAAUGCAGACAGGGGGAGUGAGGGGGA